Molecule: messenger RNA, 1468 nt
Organism: Myripristis murdjan (pinecone soldierfish)
Lineage: Eukaryota; Metazoa; Chordata; Actinopteri; Holocentriformes; Holocentridae
Gene: cptp
Product: ceramide-1-phosphate transfer protein
Exons: 3
Coding region: 142-798 (218 amino acids)
Biological process (GO): ceramide transport; intermembrane lipid transfer
Cellular component (GO): membrane; cytosol; cytoplasm
Molecular function (GO): ceramide 1-phosphate binding; ceramide 1-phosphate transfer activity
Source: RefSeq, a predicted model, not a curated record
CAAGGAUGCAGCUGCGGCCGACAUCCUGUCCAGCACCUUGGAGAGAGAAGAAGAAAGAAAAGAAGUGGGAAACUGUACAGUAAACAACACGACUCACUAACAUAAAGCAGCACUUCCUCGAAGCGUAAUAUACAGCACGUUAUGGCCGACUCUGUGGCAGCCGAGGAACAGAAAUUCUGUCUUCGAGAGGUCCUCGACACUUUCAAGUCAUGUCUGUCGGAAAAUAAAGAAGUCUACAUUGAACACUACAUUGCUGGGUGGCGUGGUCUUGUUAGGUUUUUGAACAGCUUGGGAAGUGUCUUCAGCUUCAUCUCUAAGGAUGCUGUCAACAAAAUCCAGAUCCUGGUCAACUACAUCAAUGGUGAGAACGGGUCUCACUAUGCAACCAUCCAGUCUAUGGUCAAGUAUGAGCUGGAGAAUGGACUGGUGGACCUAAACAAGAGAGGAAGCCAUCCAGAGUCAGGCUGCCGUACCCUGCUGAGGCUCCACCGGGCACUGAGGUGGCUGGAGCUCUUCCUGGAGCGCCUCCGCACCAGCACUGAGGACAGCAAGACGUCUGUCAUGUGUGCAGAGGCCUACAACGAGUCUCUGGCCCAGCACCACCCCUGGGUGGUGCGAAAGGCUGCAGGCAUGGCCUUCUGCGUCCUCCCUGGGCGCCCUACUUUCUUUGAGGUGAUGAAUGUCGGCACUCCAGAGCAGGUGGUGGCCAUGCUCGGGGACGCCCUGCCUCUAAUCUCUGAGGUGUACCAGAUUACUGAAGAACUUUAUUCUCAGCAUAAUCUGCUUCAGUUACCUUAGUGUGUCAUACUAAUUUUUGCAGCUAGCACAGGAGUGCAGAAGUGAUGCGUCCCUCUUGUUAACUUGAUGUGUUGGAUGAUGUUGCCCUGCUUGUUCAUUGUCAAACUACAACAGCUGCUCUUUUUAUUUUAUGAUCAAGGUGUAUAUAUUAUCUGUACUGUCUUGGGCACUGACGAUUUGGUAUAGUUUUCCACAGAUGCUAGACCAAGUCAGACAUGGUGGGAUCGAUCAGACCAAUGAAUGUUGAUGCAUCAUUACAUGUACCUGUUGAAUCUGUUCAGGCUACUCAGUCCAGUCUAAUGUGUAACUAAUAUUGAUAAAUUGUUAAAGGUAAUGGUGUCAUGUUUAUCAUUAAUCAUGAUGAUGUAUCUCUGUGUGAUUUCAUAAAUUUAGCUGUCCUGAGUAGUUUUAUUUUUUCAGAGAAUGGAUGAAGGGAACAGUAUGAUCUCACUGUAAUUUUUACAUUUAAACAUUUAUAGUUACCUCAUGAAAUAGUUUACAGUAUCUCUACACAGUAUCUACACAGUAUCUCUAUGUAUAUUCAAUGAGUUGUUAAUGAUUUAAUGUGAAUGAAUGUUGUAUAAACAUUACAAAAUGCAUUUUGCAACAAUUGCAGUUGUAGGCUACCUAUUCCAAAACAGUGUAGCCUAAUAAAAAAAUUUUGACUCGC